Messenger RNA from Heteronotia binoei (common prickly gecko), 2425 nucleotides. It is a transcript of the gene ITGB2, whose product is annotated as integrin subunit beta 2. The record is from RefSeq and is a predicted model, not a curated record. Gene Ontology annotation, biological process: cell-matrix adhesion; cell adhesion mediated by integrin; cell migration. Bases 68 to 2377 code for a protein of 769 amino acids. Gene Ontology annotation, molecular function: integrin binding; amyloid-beta binding. Gene Ontology annotation, cellular component: cell surface; focal adhesion; integrin complex. The transcript is spliced from 16 exons. Lineage: Eukaryota; Metazoa; Chordata; Lepidosauria; Squamata; Gekkonidae.
UAAUGCUCAGAGAAAGAAGGAAGAGGCGUAGCCAGUGACUGUGGUCUGAGCAGCAGCUGCACAGAAGAUGAUUCCCAGAUUUUUCCUUUUGCUUUCGGCAGCUGGGCUGCUGUUUCUCGCCACAGCACUUUCCCUUGAAUGCACCAAAUACAAUGUCAGAACUUGCGAGGAAUGCAUCCGUUCCGGCCCAGGCUGUGCCUGGUGCAAGAAGCAGAAUUUUACAAAAGUGGGAGAACCAGAUUCUAUUCGUUGUGACACCAAGGAACAGCUCCGGCAAAAAGGAUGUGAAGAGAGGGACACUAUUUUCCCCGAAAGCUAUCCCACUUUGGCUCCUCCAAAUCCGAAGAAACAAAUCUCCCCGGAUGCGGUGACUCUGAAGCUAAGACAAGAUCAACCCGCCAUUUUUAAUGUGACAUUCACCCGCGGCGAAGAUUACCCAAUCGAUCUGUACUACUUGAUGGACCUCUCAUUCUCCAUGGCAGACGACCUGGACAAUGUAAAGAAACUGGGUAGCGACCUGUUGAAAGCUCUCAAGAAGAUCACGAGCCUUGCUCGGAUAGGGUUUGGUGCAUUUGUGGAUAAGACCGUGUUGCCCUUUGUCAACACGCAUCCAGAGAAGCUGCAGAAUCCUUGUCCGAACAAGGAGACCAGGUGUCAACCGCCGUUUGCUUUCAGGCACGUGCUCAGCCUCACCAAUAACGCCGAGCAGUUUGCGCAGGAAGUCGGGAAGCAGUCCAUUUCCGGAAAUCUUGACGCACCGGAGGGAGGGCUGGAUGCCAUGAUGCAAACUGCUGUUUGUGGGUCUAAAAUUGGAUGGAGUAAUGCCACUCGCUUAUUGGUGUACACUACAGAUGACGGUUUCCAUUUUGCUGGGGAUGGAAAGCUUGGAGCUAUCUUAACUCCUUUUGAUGGAAAAUGCCACCUGGAAGAAAAUAUGUAUAAAAAAAGCAAUGAAUAUGACUAUCCAUCCGUUGGCCAGUUGGUGCAAAAACUUGAAGAAAAUAAUAUCCAGCCCAUUUUUGCAGUUACCAGGAAAGUCUCCAGUAUAUACCGAAAACUCAGUGAGAUGAUCCCCAAGUCUGCUGUAGGAGAGCUGCAGGAGGAUUCCAAUAACAUCAUUCAACUUAUCCAGGAUGCCUACAAUAACUUGUCUUCCAAAAUCAUUUUGGACCACGGUCCCUUGCCAAGCUUCAUCAAAAUCUCAUAUGACUCCUUCUGCCCUAACCAAAUAGUUACCAAGGACAAACCAAGAGGGGAAUGUGAUAAUGUCAAGAAAACCGAUACGGUUACCUUCCAAGUGAAAGUUACAGCGACUAAGUGCGUAGACAACCAAGUCCUUGUCAUCCGUCCUCUAGGUUUCACCGAUUCCCUCACAGUGAAUAUAAGUAGUCGAUGCAAUUGUGAGUGUGAUGAGGAAAUAUCGGAUACCUCCGUCUGUAGCGGACACGGAAAAGUCGAUUGUGGAAUCUGCAGAUGCAAUCCUGGUUUCACUGGCAAGAACUGCAACUGCGAAACAGGAGGUAAAUCCAGCAGGGAACUGGAGAAGACUUGUCGAAAAGACAACGCCUCCGUCAUAUGUUCUGGCCUAGGGGAUUGUGUGUGCGGACUGUGCGCUUGCCACACCAAUGACGAUCCCAAAAAGCAGAUCUACGGGACCUUUUGCGAGUGUGACAACAUCAACUGUGAACUUCAUGAUGGUCGGGUGUGCGGAGGGGAAGAACGAGGAGGUUGUGACUGCGGGAAAUGUAAAUGCAAACCGGGCUUUGAAGGCAGCGCCUGCCAUUGCAGGAGUACGACAGAUGGGUGCGUGAACGAGAAAGGGAAUGUCUGCAGCGGCCGUGGGAAGUGCGAAUGCAACACAUGCCACUGCCGGAAUGGCUACCAGCGCCCGUUUUGCAAAGAGUGCCCAGGAUGUUCAUCACCUUGUGCCAAAUACAGUUCCUGCAUCGAGUGCAGAGCCUUUUCUAGUGGCCCACUGGGAAAGAAUUGCUCGCAAGCUUGCUCAAACAUUUUUCUGCAAGCAACGUUACCGUCAGGCAGCAAAGCGUGCCGAGAGAAGGAUUCUGAGAACUGCUGGAUCUCCUACAAGAUGUUUCAGGAGGAUGGAGAAGAGCAGUAUUCGGUGAUAGUCAAUCCAGAGAGAGAAUGUCCAGAGCCCCCAAAUAUCGCAGCCAUUGUGGGCGGCAUCAUUGCAGGCGUGGCUCUCAUCGGGCUCCUCCUCCUCAUUAUUUGGCGGUUUGUGACAGAGCUGAUUGAUCGCCGGGAAUAUCGCCGGUUCGAGAAGGAAAAGGCCAAGGCCAAGUGGAAUGAUGCUGACAAUCCUCUCUUCAAGAGCGCCACGACCACAGUGGUGAACCCCAGGUUCAACGGCCAGUAAAGAGGAACUGUAGCAGCACUGCAUAUCGCCAAAGCAAAAUGAUGGAAG